Messenger RNA from Oncorhynchus keta (chum salmon), 3944 nucleotides. Its product is annotated as coiled-coil domain-containing protein 80-like. Lineage: Eukaryota; Metazoa; Chordata; Actinopteri; Salmoniformes; Salmonidae. The transcript has 7 exons. The record is from RefSeq and is a predicted model, not a curated record. Bases 752 to 1660 code for a protein of 302 amino acids.
CUACAACGACCAUAAAAGUAACCACCACAACAAAACCAACAACCACGACCACCACCACAACAAAACCAACAACCACAACAAAAACAACCACGACCACCACUACUAUAAAACCAACCACCACAACAAAACCAAAACUACAACAACACGACAAACCACAACCCCCACAAAACCCACAGGUCUGAAGCCCUUGGACCCCCAGACAACACCGCACUGGGACCUAGAGGUCCCCACCACAGACGAAUCCUCCUACAUCCUCUCAGAGACCCACAAAAAUGGCAUAGAUGACGUUACAGAAUCCCACAGAGACCAAUAUGAAGAAGACACAACCGACGAUACCAAACAUGGCCGACAAGUUGUUACCUCUCCAACUCAGCUCACUAACAACAAACCAACUGAAGGAGUGGAAGAGCUGGGCAGUGAACUUAAGGUUGACUCUGAUGCACAGGUGGAAACAGCUUCCCCCAAGAAGAGCAAGGUCAAGCGGCCUGUCAAUGCAGAGAGGAAGAAAAAGGCUGAUAAAUCAGGCAAAAAGAGUAAAGCAGACAAGAAAAGGUUGAAGGCUACUAAAGACAGUGAUGGGGGCUUCUAUCGUGGCAGGAGACCAGGGAAGAAGGCCGUUAUUAACCAGGAGAAAGAAGCAGACAACAAGAGGCCCCCCACCAAACAGCCAAACCUCUUAGUAUCCUUUUUUGGUCAUUUUGAGAAGAGACGACGUCUACUUGUGAUCAGUACUCCAGACGAGGAGAAUCCUAUGUACACGCAGCAGAGAGAUGAGUAUCUGGAGCAUGUGUGUGAAUUGGGCGUCAGAAAAAUCUCUCUUAUCACCAUCUUUGGCUCUCUGACCAAUGGCACCAUGAAGAUGGACCAUUACCAGGCUGAGAAGGAUCAGCCUCUGAAAGGCAUGAAAGAAGAGGACUUCACCAACCAGCCCCUCAUCAGAGCCUUGAGGAAUGAGUUGGGGCUGAUAUUUGACGACUACUAUAUGGUGCUGACUGACUUUGAUAUGAAAGUGAAGCAAGAAUAUGAGGUGCCCAUCGCCAUGACGGCUGUGUUUGACUACAUAGACACAUUCUCUUCUCGCAUCAAGGAGAUGGAACAGCAGAAGAGACAAGGAGUGACGUGUAAGAAAGAAGACAAAUCCAAAUCUCUGGAGAACUUCCUCUCACGGUUCCGCUGGAGACGCAGGCUGUUUGUGAUCUCCUCCUCUGACGACGAGGAAUGGGCCUAUCAGCAGCAGCUCUACGCCCUGACUAGCCAGGCCUGCAAUCUGGGCCUGCGCCACUUGUCUGUGCUGAAGCUGAUUGGAAAGGACAUGGAGGAUAUGGGCGGGACCCUUGAGCUAUACCCAAUCAACGGGACUGCCACUGUGGAACGUGAGGACGUUUCUCCCUCUCUGGUGCAGGACAUCAGGAACUACUUCCAGAUCAGCCCAGAGUACUUCUCUAUGCUGCUGGUGGGGAAAGACGGCAACGUCAAGUCCUGGUAUCCGUCUCCCAUGUGGUCCAUGUCCAUCAUAUAUGACCUGGUUGACUCCAUGCAGCUCCGCAGACAGGAGAUGGCUAUCCAGCAGUCCCUUGGCAUGCGCUGUCCUGAGGAUGAGUAUGGGGGCUACGGUCAUGACAGAGACCCGGAUGGUUACCACCGUGGAUAUGGUUACUAAAGGAUUGAGAAUAGGAUGUUCCCCUUAGAAUGUGUUCGAUUUUCUAUUGAGGCCUGGUUGUGGCCUUGUCCCAUGAACUAUAUGAAGCCAUUGUAUGAAUGGCAUUUCUUGAAGGCUUUUUUUUGCAUUUUGAUAACUGUGACGUUGUUUUAUAAGAAUUGACUUUUCUAAAAUAGAUUAGGAAAAUGCAGCAUACUUUUUCUUCCAUAUAUAUUUGAAUGUAUGAUUUGUUUCACAGGGAGAAUAGAGAUUUUAGGAAAAACUCCCAAGAAAGGCAGGAACCUAGGAAGAAACCUAGUGCGAAGCCAGGCUCUGAGGGGUGGCCAGUCCCCUUCUGGCUGGAGAUUAUAAGAGUACAAUUAAGGCCAGAUCGUUCUUCAACCCCACCCACUUUGCCAAAGCAGAGCCCCCACACCACCAGAGAGAUAUCAACAGACCACCAAAUAUAGCCCACAAAGAUCUCCCCCACCACACGAACCCAAGGGGGUGCAAAACCAGACAGGAAGAUGAUAUCAGUCACUCUACCCACUCAAGUUCAGUAUACCAAAAAAUGCCUGGCACGAUGUGAUGCACCCCUCUUAGGGACUAGCAAAGCCAGAGACUCAGCCCCAGUAAUAGGGUCAGAGGCAGAGAAUCCAGUGGAGAGAGGGGAGCCAGCCAGGCAGAGACAGCAAGAGGCUUUCCUCACUCCAGUGCCUUUCCGUUCACCUUCACACUCCUGGGCCAGACUACACUCAAUCACAGGACCUACUGAAGAGAUGAGUCUUCAGUAAAGACUUAAAGGUUGAGACCUAGUCUGCAUCUUUCACAUGGAUCGGCAGACCAUCCCAUAAAAAUGGAGCUCUAUAGGAGCUAAUUCUAGGAACAAUUAGGAGGCCUGCGUCUUGUGACUGUACAUGUAGGUUUGUACCGCAGGAUCAAAUCGGCGAGAUAGGUAAUGCUUUGUAGGUUAGCAGGAAAACCUUGAAAUCAGCCCAAGCUUUAACAGAGACCAGCACUGGAGUAAUAUGAUCAAGUGUUUUGGUUCUAGUCAAGAUUCUAGAAGACGUAUUUAGCACUAGCAGACAUAUUUAUUUAGUUCUUUAUCCAGGUAGCCGGAGAGUAGAGCAUUUCAGUAGUCUAAUCUUGAAGUAACAAAAGCAUGGAUUAGCUGUUCUUUAUGAUUUUUGACAAAAUGUUUGCAAUGAUAGAAAGAUGGGGGAAAAAAGCCAUUUUUAAAAUAUUGUUGAUAAGGGUCCAGAGUAAUGCAGAGGUCCUUCACGUUUUAUUUGAGAUGACUGUACAACCACUGAGAUUAAUUGUCAGAUCAAACAGCAGAUCUCUUUGUUUCUUUGGACCUAGAUCCAGCAUCACUGUUUUGUCGGAGUUUAAAAGUAAAACAAUUCAUCAAAAAUAAUAAUAAAAUAAAUAAUAAUAAAAUAAUAAUAAUAAAAUAAUUAAUAAUCUCCUUAUGUCUUCCUUAUGUCUGAAACACAGGCUUCCAGGGUAUGCAAUUUUGGGGCUUCACCAUGUUUCAUUGAAAUGUACAGCUGUGUGUCGUCUGCAUAGCAGUGACAGUUGACAUUGUGUUUCCAAAUGACAUCACCAAGAGAAAACAAUAGUGGUCCUAAAUUUGAACCUUGAGGAAUACCGAAGCUUAACAUUGAUUUGUCAGAGGACAAACCGUCCACAGAGACUAACUGAUAUCUUUCCGACAGAUAAGAUCUAAACCAGGCAUGAACUUGUCUGCGUAGACCAAUUUGGGUUUCCAAUCUCUCCAAAAGAAUGUGAUGAUUGAUGGUAUCAAAAGCAGCACUAAAGUCUAGGGACACGAGGACAGACACAGAGCCUUGGUCUGACGCCAUUAAAAUGUAAUUUACCACCUUCACAAGUGUGGUCUCAGUACUUUGAUAGGGUCUAAAACCAGAUUGGAGUGUUUCGUAUACAUUAUCUGUCAUCAGGAAGAAAGUGAGUUGAUGAGAAACAGCUUUUUCCAAAAUAAUUGAGAGGAAUGGGAGAUUCAAUAUAGGCCAAUAAUUCUUUACAUUUUCCAGGUCAAGGUUUGGCUUUUUCAGGAGAGGCUUUAUUACUUCCACCUUUAGUGAGUUUGGUUCACAUCAGGAGGAUAGGGAGCCAUUUAUUAUGUUCAACAUAGGAGGGUGAAGCACAGGAAGUAGCUCUUUCUGUAGUUUAGUUGGAAUAGGGUCCAGUAUGCAGCUGGCAGGUUUAGAGGGCAUGACUAUUUUCUUGAACGUGUCAAGAUAUACAGGAUAAAAUGUAAAUAAAACACUUGUGUCUCCAUUGA